Messenger RNA from Aspergillus uvarum CBS 121591, 981 nucleotides. RefSeq lists its product as uncharacterized. NCBI's taxonomy places the organism in Eukaryota, Fungi, Ascomycota, Eurotiomycetes, Eurotiales, Aspergillaceae. Bases 1 to 981 code for a protein of 326 amino acids. The transcript has a single exon. The record is from RefSeq and is a predicted model, not a curated record.
AUGUCUGGCCUUGACUGUGCUCCAUCUGAUGCGCCUCUCGACCUUGCUGCACUUCGCGUCGCGCGGAAUGUCUUCUGCAGACUCUGGAUUUACCAACAUUGCGAGAUUGAUAGGUCCUGGGUCACCCAAAGGGAAACCCCGUGGGUCCAUGUACUGGAUGGUCCCCACCAAGAUCUCACCUGUUUCCUGGAAGCCGUGAUGCAAUCUCUGUUCGGUGUGAUAGGAAUAGAGAAUUGCCUGUAUGAUGGGAGCGCGUACGGGGAAUUGGUGCAAGCGGCGACCGGUGGGGGCCUCGAGCUGGUCUCCUACCACUGGGGUCAUUACGCGCCUACCUUGGCCCGAUUCCACCAGGAGAGCCGGGAGCGGGCGCGGAAGCUUUUGGAUCCCGAUCUCUGGCUGACCUCCCCUUCGAAAGACUGGAAGCCUUCGCCAGACUGGAAGGGGCGUGCCAUCGCCACUAUGCUCGAUUUGAACGAGAGCCUCGAGGCCCUGGGUGAUCCGCAGGUCGAGGCGACCAUCCGAGCCUGUAUUCAAAAAUAUGUCGGAGCCGCCGCCGUUGCUCGUAUGGGCACUGAUCACACGCAGCAACCGCGCCAUCCCACCCCGUUCAAACAUGGCCACGAGUGCCAGGUCUGUUGCCGCCCGCUGGGAGACAAACUCGAGGCCAUCUUCUGGUGCAAGCGCCACUGCGGCUUCGCCGCGCAUGUCGACUGUAUUCGGGAGUGGUGUCGGGGACGGCCGGACGCUUCCGCCCCGUACCGAAACACCUGUCUGCAUUGUCGUCAACCCUGGCUGAGUCCCUGGGGAAGUUGUGCCCCGAACUCCUGGGGCGACGGCGUCACGUGCCCCUGCCGUCGCAGACGGCCGACUGACGCCCAUCGCGAGGCGUUCCUGGCCCAGACUCACAAGGCACCGCGUCAGACGUCGGAAGGCUUGCCUGAGCGGCCUGGCCCGCCACUCGAGUGGCAUAGUUUGUACUAG